UUAUAUUAGUGCAGAACACUGUACCUUUAAUUUAAAUGCCCUUGGAGUCUGCUGGGGAAGAGAAAUAAUACCGUCAGUCAGUAUGACAUGCAGAUGAGUGCCGUCGAUCUUAGAAUCACCGCACACUUCACUCAUUUGGCCAGUCACGGGGCCAAAACCAGAGUGUGGAGCCACAGUGUGGCGGUGGAGGCAGCAGCAAUGGGAGGCCAUACAGCACCCUAUGACAAAAUGGAACCCACCAGCAGUGUGAGGAGACCUGAAAGUGGCACAUGGCAGAGUGUGGCGAUGGAGACAGCAGCAAUGGGAGGCCGUACAGGGACCCAUGACACACUCUGGACCUGGCAGCAGCAUGAGGAGGCGGUACAGGGGCCCAUGACAGAUUACGGGCCUGGCAGCAGCAUGAGGAGUCGGUACGGGGGCCCAUGACAGAUUACGGGCCUGGCAGCAGCAUGAGGAGUCGGUACGGGGGCCCAUGGCAGAUUACGGGCCUGGCAGCAGCAUGAGGAGGCGGUACAGGGGCCCAUGGCAGAGUGUGGGGAUGGAGACAGCAGCAAUGGGAGGCCGUACAGGGACCCAUGACACACUCUGGACCUGGCAGCAGCAAGAGGAGGCGGUACAGGGGCCCAU
This is a messenger RNA of Staurois parvus, 627 nucleotides long. The record is from the annotation of a GenBank genome assembly. NCBI's taxonomy places the organism in Eukaryota, Metazoa, Chordata, Amphibia, Anura, Ranidae.